Cooperia oncophora is the source of this 447-nucleotide messenger RNA. NCBI's taxonomy places the organism in Eukaryota, Metazoa, Nematoda, Chromadorea, Rhabditida, Trichostrongylidae. The record is from the annotation of a GenBank genome assembly.
AUGCCCAUUUUCGAGCAGGAUUCCUUAUGCGUAGUGGUCAUAAGCAAUGGACGCCACCUGUUCCCUCGUGUGGUCAAGUGGCGCCAGUGGAUACGUGGUCGGGCUCAGGAGAAGUGUUGGGAUAACAAGUUCAGCAAUGUUGCUGAAGAAUUUCCUACGAGCCAUGCGAAGCAGCAAGCGCUAUGGCCAACACCAAACUUGACAAAGCCAAAAAAGUCCGCAGAAAUGAAUGAAAAAUCAACAAAAAAGAACAGAGAAGUCAUCUAUUCCUACAUUGUUAAUGAGGUGAAACCUGUGCUCACCGAGCUCGGAAUCCCUACUCCAGAGGAGCUAGGCUAUGAUAAACCAGAAUUCUUCAUUACUCAGCCUGACGUUUGGUGGGAGAAGAAUGGUGUGCUGAGUAUGGAUACGACAAGAAGCUUGUCUUCUAAUAUUGAAGUAGUGUAG